CGCAACUUCGCCGCAUUUUCCAAAACUGUCCACAUAUCAGUUGCUUCCGCCAAAUAACCCUGCAAGCUGCCUCAGUCUCAUCCACCCUUCCUCCUCCUAAGCCACAUCUCACCAUGGUCCGCAAAACCUCCUCGGGUUUCUUCUCGUCCAUUCACGAAGACAUGCCUCUCCACGUAUCAAGGGGCUAUGACCGAAUAGUCCAGCAUACUGCCUACCCAUCCUCCUCGAUACCUCCUAGUCCCCAAAUAGAGAAAUUCUUUCCUGAGAGAUAUACCCAGCCGUACCUGGACUUUAUGACCCAGAACCCGACCAUCUUUCACGCCGUGGACCACUUCACAAAGAAAUUAGACAGGGCCGGCUAUGUGUAUCUAUCAGAACGUGAGCAGUGGAAGAUUCAGCCCGGCGGGAAAUACUAUACAAAGCGGAAUGGCAGUGCAUUCAUUGCCUUUGCUGUCGGGAAAGACUACAAGCCUGGAAAUGGCGUUGGGAUAGUCGCCGGUCAUAUCGAUGCUCUCACUGCAAAGGUCAAGCCAGUUCCAAAGCUGCUGACAAAAGCUGGGUACGUCCAGCUCGGUGUCGCACCCUACGCCGGGGGAUUGAACAUGACCUGGUGGGAUAGAGAUUUGGGUAUCGGCGGCAAGGUUCUUGUGAAGAACGACGAUGGGAUAAUAGAAGAGAAGCUUGUCAAACUGGACUGGCCCAUUGCAAGGAUACCAACACUUGCACCCCAUUUUGGAGCAGCUGCCAUGGGUCCGUUUAACCUUGAGACCAACAUGGUCCCGAUCAUCGGACUUGACAAUUCGGACAUUUCGGGAAAGGAGCUGCCAUCACUGAAGCUACCUGCCGGAACUUUUGUCGCAAAGCAACCAGAGCGUCUGGUGCGAGCGAUUGCAGGACGAUUGGGUGUCAAAGAGUAUACUUCUAUCGUCAACUGGGAACUGGAGCUUUUCGAUAUCCAGCCCGCCCAGCUUGGCGGCUUGGAUAAGGAGUUCAUCUUUGCAGGCAGAAUCGACGAUAAGCUCUGCUGCUUUGCUGCUAUCGAAGGGCUUCUCGCCUCCCCCGACGACGCUUCCCCCGGUAUCAUUAAAAUGGUUGGGUGCUUCGACGAUGAAGAAGUCGGAAGCUAUUUAAGGCAAGGUGCACGAUCCAACUUCAUGCCCAGCGUCAUCUCGAGGAUCUGCGAGGCCUUGAACGACUACUGUGGUCCCAACCUGAUCAAUCAGACCCUGGCAAACUCAUUUCUCGUCUCUUCCGAUGUGAUCCAUGCUGUCAAUCCCAACUUCCUCUACGCGUACUUGGAGAAUCACUCGCCGCGCCUGAAUAUCGGAGUGGCCGUCUCCGCGGAUCCUAACGGACACAUGACAACCGACAGCGCCUCCUCUGCCUUGUUGUCACGAAUUGCUGAGAAAUGUGGUAGCACAUUGCAAGUGUUUCAAAUUCGAAAUGACAGUCGGAGCGGUGGCACUAUUGGACCUAUGACUAGCUCAAAAUUAGGGUGUCGCGCAAUCGACUGCGGCAUCCCGCAGUUAUCAAUGCAUUCUAUCCGAGCAACCACAGGGUCGCUCGACCCCGGUCUCGGAGUGCAACUAUACAAAGGCUUUUUCGAUUAUUAUGAAGAGGUCGACGCCGAGUUUGCCAACUAGCAUGCGCAGGAUUAUGUAAAGGGUUGUAACAAUACCGCGGCACAUAGAAACUAGAGACUCGCGAUUGUCGGUUCAAUAGAAGCUUAAACCAGGCUCCAUUUCGAUUCAAACACUUUAGGUGUAGCUACGUCCGUGCACUGCCUGGAAACCAAUCAAGCCCCUAUCGCAUCAGAAACACUUCAACCGAGGUAUAGACAACUUGUUCACAGCAGCUGGUGGAGAUCUGAGCAGCAACAUUGGGGAAAGUCACUCAGGGCUAUAGUACGGACAUGGCUCACCGUUUAGUUGAUUGUGGAAAUGAG
Messenger RNA from Cladophialophora immunda, 1945 nucleotides. RefSeq lists its product as uncharacterized. Gene Ontology annotation, cellular component: fungal-type vacuole. The transcript is spliced from 2 exons. Gene Ontology annotation, biological process: proteolysis. The record is from RefSeq and is a predicted model, not a curated record. The coding region runs from base 114 to 1643 and encodes 509 amino acids. NCBI's taxonomy places the organism in Eukaryota, Fungi, Ascomycota, Eurotiomycetes, Chaetothyriales, Herpotrichiellaceae. Gene Ontology annotation, molecular function: metalloaminopeptidase activity; zinc ion binding.